This is a messenger RNA of Alternaria infectoria, 1086 nucleotides long. RefSeq lists its product as uncharacterized. NCBI's taxonomy places the organism in Eukaryota, Fungi, Ascomycota, Dothideomycetes, Pleosporales, Pleosporaceae. The record is from RefSeq and is a predicted model, not a curated record. Bases 1 to 1086 code for a protein of 361 amino acids. The transcript has 3 exons.
AUGCCAAAUUGUCUCGGCGCCUGGAAAGCGUUGGAUCGUCAGCGCAAGCUGGCUCAAAUUAUGGUGAAUCCUCGACACUCUGCCACUUAUUAUCGAGGCCCUUCGCCAGCAGUUACUUACCAGAAGAAUGGACUGGUGCAGAUGGAUCCCACUCCAGAGCAUUUGCUGUCCAAGACCCAACACAACGCGUCGACGAAUCUCCUCUUGCUGCCUGCGGAGAUUCGUAACAUGAUCUUCAAAGAAGUUCUAGGCGGCUUCCAGAUAUCAUUGAACGUCCCCGGACUCGAUAUUUGGCAGAAUAGUGGUGAUGACUACAAGCCUGGAGAACUCCGAAAGCUCGCGUUUGUGCUGCCAUACGUAUGCCGCCAGAUCUAUACAGAGACCGCUCUAUUACCUUACGCACUCAACACGUUCGCCGUGAGCUGCCGUUCCCACCGCGAUGCCUUUGCAGGAAACCGCAACCAAGCCCAGCUAGAAGCCAUACAAACUAUCCAAGUUAAUAACCCCUUCCUUUUUGAUUCGGUCAACGGGACGGGGUUUGGAGGCUGCUCACGCACGCAAUCCAACGCGCUUACACGUCUUCUCGCACUGCCUGCAGAGAUUCGAGAAAUUAUCUACCAGUUUGCCCUCAUUAGCAACAAGGAGGUCACCGUCUACAAGGGACGCGUCAAGUUCGACCGCGGACUAGCCCCCCAUGCCCUCGCUUUACUGAGGACUUGUCGACAAAUCUACAUUGAAUCGCGUCUGGUAUUCUACUCCGGAAACAAUUUUAAGUUUCCCUACGACACCUUCCUCGACCGCUACUGGGCCGGGAAGUGCGCGCUCUCGCGCGAACAGUUGGAGAGGAUCCAGAGCGUUGUUCUCUACAAGUCAUGGAUUUACUUCUGGAACGGAAGACAGUGGGAAUUUCCCUGGACGGCGUGUAUGAGGACUUUUCCAAACUUGAAGAAGAUUGCGUUGCAGGGGGUUACUUUGACGUUCAUGUUAGAGCGUGAUGCUGUGGUGGGAGGGAGCACCACCUGGGUGGAGUACCUCGGGAUCCAGAAGGGUAUCAAGCUUGAGGUCAUCACCGAAGAUCAUUCAUAG